Messenger RNA from Bactrocera tryoni, 1168 nucleotides. RefSeq lists its product as uncharacterized. The record is from RefSeq and is a predicted model, not a curated record. The coding region runs from base 67 to 948 and encodes 293 amino acids. The transcript is spliced from 3 exons. NCBI's taxonomy places the organism in Eukaryota, Metazoa, Arthropoda, Insecta, Diptera, Tephritidae.
UGCAAUUUUCGUGAAUGCUGCGCAACGAUUGACCAUCGAACAAGAAAUAGUAAACAAAAUUGCGUUAUGGCUCCACAUAGAAAAUGCACUUUCAACAAUAAUUUCAAAGAGAAGUACGCGUUUAUAAAAAAGGCUGCACAUGAGAAUGAAGUGAAAUGUUUGAAAUGCAGUGCUGUUUUUUCCAUUGCUAAGGGUGGUAAAUGUGAUAUUGAACGCCAUUUGAUAUCGCAAAAACAUCGUAAGGCUGAUUUUGAAGCUUCAACCAGUCAAUCCGUUCUCAAUUUUGUGCGACCACGUACAAUGGAUGAUCAGGGAAUGAAGAUCAGCAUCAAUGAAGAAAUGGACAUAGAAGACAGCCAACUUACUCCCAAAACUGUGAGAUCCGCCAUUGCUGCACCUAGAGCAUCAGCGCCACCCAUCGCCGCACCAAGGACACGAAGAGUCUUGAGUCCGCCAAGGCAAUCAUCUGUUGCAACACCCAGGGAUACGUUAGAAGAUCCAUUCGAAGAGACCUUGCCUCCACGAUGCAGCUUAUGCCAUCGGCCCCACGUGCUGAAGAGGUGCACUAUCUUCAAAAGCAUGAAGCCAGCUCAGCGCCAACAGAUCGCUCGCGCACACGGCCAUUGCAUGAAUUGCUUGGGAGACUCCCACACCACAUUCGAAUGUCCAACCGACGGGUCAUGCCAAUACUGUCAACGCCCUCAUCAUACCCUGUUUCAUCGAUUCCCUCGUCGAGUCAAUCCGCCAGCAAUCCACACCAAUAACAGACACAGACAACACGAGGAUCCUGUCCUGCGCCGAAGAGGGCACCAUUCCAGACGCACCAGGGGAGCGCACUCACGACCACCUGCACCAACCUACGGUCAUCGUAAUUCACAACGCAAACCAACGGGACUGAACGCCGUAGUGAGCACCCUGCAACGGUUGCAAAGACUUCUAGGCGAUUAAUCCGCCUAGGGGGGCCGGGAUGUUUAUGCGACAUCCGAUCGUGCGAUAUUUCAUCCUCGCAACACUCAUCCCACAACGCAACUUUCAUCCUCGCAACACUCAUCCCACAACGCAACAUUCAUCCCGCAACACGACAUUCAUCAUACACAACAUACAGCAUCACACCACGCAACCCCACGCACCGAACACCACCAUACCACAACAUACAUCGUUCUCACAA